Molecule: messenger RNA, 4722 nt
Organism: Thalassophryne amazonica
Lineage: Eukaryota; Metazoa; Chordata; Actinopteri; Batrachoidiformes; Batrachoididae
Gene: tp53bp2a
Product: tumor protein p53 binding protein, 2a
Exons: 20
Coding region: 239-3634 (1131 amino acids)
Biological process (GO): signal transduction; regulation of apoptotic process
Cellular component (GO): nucleus
Molecular function (GO): p53 binding
Source: RefSeq, a predicted model, not a curated record
UGAAUUCCAGGGUGGACUGUAUGUUUUCCUAUCUCGAUACGUCAUUCUGGGAUCGGCUGCGAGCAGAACUGUCAGGAAACUGGUUCUCUGUCUGAUUAUCUACUCAUCUUUCGGACCGCAGAACAGAAAGGAGAACGUCGCCUUGGUCCGUCUCAGUUUGUGGGAUUAAAGUGAUCCAGUCCGGCGUUUACGUCGAAACUGCCAGUGGGAAUUCAUGCUGAUCGAGUCUGUUAGCUAAAUGCGGUACGAAGCUAAAAUGAUGCCGAUGUUCCUGACAGUAUACCUUAGUAACAAUGAUCAGCAUUUUACUGAGGUUCCCGUUACCCCGGAGACGCUAUGUCGGGAUGUGGUGGAGUUGUGCAAGGAGCCAGGGGAGACGGACUGCCACCUCGCUGAGAUGUGGCGUGGAUCAGAGCGAGCUGUAGGUGAUGGGGAAAGGAUGCUAGAUGUGCUCCAACGAUGGGGACAACACAGGGCAGAGGUGCGCUUCUUUCUGCGUCACAACAGAGCUCCUAGCAGGGAACAAGGGGGAUCAAGAGGGUCAGAGCCAAAGCGACAUGGAGUAAAGGGUCCCUCAGACAGAAGGAUGGAGAAUGGGGUGGCAGCACCACGGAUGGACAUGACACUGUCAGAACUCCAGGAGAUGGCUGCCAGGCAGCAGCAGCAGAUAGAAGCUCAACAACAACUCCUUGCUUCCAAGGAGCAGCGGUUGCGCUACUUGAAGCAGCAGGAGCAGCGCCAGCAGCAGCAAGCUUCUGAGCAGGAGAAGCUGCAUCGCCUUCGGGAGAACAUUGAAAACCAGGAAAGUCGGCUCAAGAAGGUCCGGGCCCUCAAAGGCCAAGUGGAACAGAAACGCCUUAGCAAUGGUAAACUGGUGGAGGAAAUUGAGCAGAUGAACAACCUGUUUCAGCAGAAGCAGAGGGAACUCGUCAUGGCUGCAUCUAAGGUGGAGGAACUCAGCCGACAGCUCGACCUGCUCAAGAAGGGCAAGUUGGAUAACCUUCAUGACAACCAGAGCUCUGUAGCAGAACUGGACCGUCUCUACAAGGAGCUGCAGUUGAGGAACAAGCUGAACCAGGAGCAAAACUCCAAGUUGCAACAGCAGAGAGAAAACUUGAACAAGCGUAACCUGGAGGUGGCCGUUAUGGACAAACGGAUCAGCGAGCUGAGAGAUCGGUUGUGGAAGAAGAAGGCUGCACUGCAGCAAAAAGAGAACUUGCCAAAUGGCUAUCCUGGUAAAGAGAGGGCUUCAAAAGACACUCACCUUCAGCUACCUACUGAGGGCCAUGUUGGACAGCAGUCAGGUCCAUCUCGUGUGGCAGCGGUCGGACCGUACAUCCAGUCAUCCACAAUGCCCAGAGGCCCAGUGAGACACGAUCUGCUUGUCAAACCGGCCUACCCAGACGGCACUGCCACCCUACCUAUCCAGGAUCCUCAGAGUAAGGCAGGCACAGGUCAUCAUUCGUCCAAACUGGCAGAUUGGGCUUCUUCAGCUUCAGAGUCGCACACCAACGGUCAUGGCCUUGCUUCCACGGUUCCAAGAAUGACCUCUCACAUCAACUCCAGCACCGAGCAUGAUGAGACAGAAUUGAAGCGGGACAGGAAGGUGCGACCGUUUUCUAUGUUUGAGCCCAUCGAGGCACCUGCCACCUCACUUCGCAAAAACCAGAGCAGUGAUGACCUGGUCAGAGACGCACAGUCUGCUGUCAAGCCCCCAGUCAAGGUGCCUCCUCCUGUACCCAGCAAACCUAAAGGCCCUGCUGUUAUGCCUUUUGGCAAACCAGCCUUCAACACAGGCACCUUCCCUAAAGCUAAGCCCCACAGCCAGCACUCCCAGGGUGGCCAGGGACACAGCCCUCUCCCAACCUCACAAAGCCAGACUCUUCCUCUUCCCCCCAAGCAGGACACUCCACCAGCAGCCACAGUACGGCCCUUUACCCCAGAGCUUCCAUCCUCCAAAGAUGGCAGUUUGAAUAAGCCCCAGACCUUAGCGGCCAGCUCCAUUUACUCCAUGUACACACAACAACCUGGUCCUGGAAAGCAGUUUCAGCCUGGAGUGCAGGGGGCUCUUAACAGGGCCCAUACUCGCGCCAAUGGAUUUGUCAGCGUGUAUGGCAAACCAGUGAUUUCCAGUGGCGGCUCCCCACAACCAGAGAAUCCAUAUUUUGAUUCUCGCUCCGCUGCCCCAGAAUUUGAUGUGGAUAAUGGUGGUACCAAUCAAGGAGGUCCCAGUCCAGCCGAGGGUUCCCAACCAGAGACUGAACGUAUUCCUAGACCACUUAGCCCCACCAAACUGCUUCCCUUUAUUUCCAAUCCCUAUCGGCAUCAGAGUGAUGGUGACCUUGAAGCCCUGAGAAAGAAGCUCUACAAUGCUCCAAGACCCCUCAAGAAACGUAGCUCUAUAACUGAACCGGAGGGCCCUGCUGGGCCCAAUAUUCAAAAACUCUUAUAUCAGAAGACCACUUUGGCAGCUAUGGAAACCACCGCUGUUACACCGACCAUUCCCACCUACUCCUCUGAAGCAGAGAAGGCAGCAGAAAUUGUAGUUGGCCCAGGUGUUCACAGUCCUCUGAGUGUUGCAGAAGAUCAUCCGUCAGAGCUGAGACAUACUCUGGAAGGUGGAACGGCCCCAUCUCAAAUCCUUAGUGUCCCCGUUCCAGCCCUUUCUGAACAGACCCAUCUACCCUCAGAGAGUGAGGACAUCAUUCCCCCUCCGCCACCAUCCCACCCAGCCCCUCGGCCAAAUGAUGUGCUCUUCCCACCGCCGCCGCCUCCUGCUGUCUUGGAGGACACUAUGCCAAACCUCCCACCCCCACCCCCAGAAGGCUUCCUAGAAGAGUUUCCCCCCUACCCACCACCGCCAUACCCCAGUGGAGCAGAGCAGGACAGUUUUGGAGAGGAUACCUUUAACAUGAAGGCACCAGAGGUCACUGGCCAGGUCAUGCUGCCACCGGGAAAGAGGACCAACCUACGCAAACCUGACUCUGAGCGCAUCGAUCACAGCAUGAGAGUCAAGUUCAACCCGUUGGCUUUGCUGCUCGACUCGUCUCUGGAGGGAGAGUUUGACCUGGUGCAGCGAAUCAUCUACGAGGUGGAUGAUCCCAGUCAGCCCAAUGAUGAAGGCAUUACUGCUCUACACAACGCCGUCUGUGCCGGACAUACAGAGAUUGUCAAGUUUCUAGUUCAGUUUGGUGUCAACGUCAAUGCUGCUGACAGUGACGGCUGGACGCCUCUUCACUGUGCUGCAUCCUGCAAUAACGUGCAAGUGUGCAAGUUCCUGGUGGAGUCAGGUGCAGCAGUGUUUGCUAUGACUUACAGCGACAUGCAGACAGCAGCUGAUAAAUGUGAAGAGAUGGAAGAAGGCUACACCCAGUGCUCUCAGUUCCUCUAUGGUGUUCAGGAAAAGAUGGGCAUCAUGAACAGGGCUGUGGUCUAUGGCUUAUGGGACUACACUGGCGAAAAUCCUGAUGAACUCUCAUUCCGUGAGGGGGACAGCAUGACCAUCGUCCGCAGAGAGGAUGAUGACGAGAUCGAGUGGUGGUGGGCCCGCAUGGGUGACACAGAGGGCUACAUUCCUCGCAAUCUCCUAGGGCUCUACCCCAGAAUUAAACCACGACAGAGAAGCCUGGCUUAACACUCAAAAGAUCCUUGUACAUUCGGUCUCCCAGCACUCCAGAAUGCACACUCACAUGGGUUUUAACACACCCGUAAAGACAAGGACACAGCUGAAAUGAAGAGACAAGGACAGACCAAACAAUAUGAAGGACGCUGAACAACAAUGAACUCUUCACUUUUUCAACAGCAACAAAACUCGUCAGUCAAGGCCACAUUGUCCUGUGUACCGAAGGCAAUAACUGUUUUUUUGCUUUCCUCCACUGUUCCUGUUGCUCAGAUUUAACUGUUUGCAAUAAUAUCUGAAGUCAGUGAAGCUCAAACAUUGGGGUGUAAAUGGAACAAGCAGUAUUUUUAAUAGAGGUGAUUUUUUUUUUUCUCUUCUCUGAAUAGUCUUCUUGGUUAAUUGUUCUUUUUCAAACCCACCUGGGGCUCACCAGUGUGUGGUGGCGGAUGAUGUGGUGAAAUAUGCUGUUACCAUGACAAUCUUCUGGGGCUUGGUAUUCAUAUCUGUCACUGUGUCUUCUGGGACAGUACCUCUAUAUAAUUUAACGGGGGUGAGCAUUUUCAUUUGUGUCUACCACUGUUGCAGUUCAACAAAUAGACGAUGAUAUCUUGGUGUAUUUUUUUGGAAAACCGGUAAUGAAGUUUAUGAUCUGUAGCUAUUAGUUCUGUGGUCUAUGAUACUCAGAAAGCCAGUCUGUUUUCCUGCAUUGGCAAAUGGUUGAGAUGCCACAGAUACUGUGUAUACAGUAGAUCAGUUUUUUGCCACAAAAACUAGUGAAAUAUUACCAUAGACAUACUUUAGGUAAAUUAUCCAAGAAGAAUAAGAAGUCAUGCAACAUGAAUUUAAUAUUUUACAACCAUUCCAAGAGGGGAAAAAAAAAUGAGAAAGCACACAAAGUACCUGAAAUGUUGAGGUUUUGUGGUACGCUGUAAAAGGUGCAUUCUAAGGUAUAUCAUGUCAUUAGAAGAUAAAAUUCAAAGCUCAAGUUCCCAAAACUCUAAUCAUAUCAAUGCAAAUGUAUUUAUUUUUGUUACAUUUAUUUCUUUAGAAUAUAACCUCACAUGUAGUAUAUCAAAGAUUUACAAUAAAAAGAUUUGUAUGAC